This is a messenger RNA of Hibiscus syriacus, 2156 nucleotides long. Its product is annotated as protein MODIFIER OF SNC1 11-like. Lineage: Eukaryota; Viridiplantae; Streptophyta; Magnoliopsida; Malvales; Malvaceae. The coding region runs from base 109 to 756 and encodes 215 amino acids. Gene Ontology annotation, cellular component: nucleus. The transcript has 6 exons. Gene Ontology annotation, biological process: poly(A)+ mRNA export from nucleus. The record is from RefSeq and is a predicted model, not a curated record.
UCCUACCGACACGAGUUCUUAACCAGCGCGUAAAAGAAAAAGUGCUCCUCGCAUCGUUCUCUUAGUCUUCGGUUCGUAUUCUUCACGCAACCAUACCUACCAUUUCCGAUGGCAACAACCGCUGAUAAAACCGUCGCCACCGCAAGCACCACCGCCCCUCCAGCAUCCUUCGUCUAUUCAUCGGCUGAACCGAACUCUAAGCAGAUCGUGGACCCUGCUCCACCUUCCACGGACAAGUUAGAUCCUCCUAGCUCUGAUACUCCCGCUUCUGAAGCAUCUCUUAAGGAGAACGGUGGUUCGCAGACCAGCGGAACUAUUUUGAGCUCGGUCGCUGGGGGUGGAAACGGUCCCGUUAACGAUAUCCAGAAGAAGAUUCGUCGAGCUGAGCGGUUCGGCGUACCGGUUCAGUUGUCUGAGCAAGAGAAGCGUAAUUCUAGGGCUGAGAGGUUUGGUGCUGCACCCGGCACGAAUGGAUCAGAAGCAUCUAAACAAUCAGAGGACCUGAAGAGGAAAGCCAGAGCAGAGAGAUUUGGGCUCUCUGUACCCUCUAUGGCUGCUGAUGAGGAGGCCAAAAAGAAAGCACGUUUUGCCAGAUUCGCACCAAAAUCUAAACUGGAUAAUGUAGAAGAGGAAAAACGAAAAGCGAGGGCACUCAGGUUUUCUAAUCCUCCAUCAAAUACUUCAUCACAGGCGAAUGGCAAGGGAAAUAUUGAACCAGAGGCUCCUAUUGCUGGAAAGGCUGGUGGAGGACCUUGAAUACAAGUUUCAUACAUAGUUAGAAGGUCUAGUAGUGUCCUAACAUUUUGUGAUUCCCUCAGCAGCUUCUUUUACAAUGUUUUCCUUCCAACCUCAGAAUUCGUACAUGCAGAACUCCUUCAUCCUUUAGGGGAAUCAACUAUCACCUUGUGUUAACCUAUCUCAAAUCGUACAAAGAGCAUUAAAAAUUCUGGUGUAGGGGGCUAGAAAAUUUCAACGUUUCUCUUUUGUUAAGUAGUUGAGAAAGCAUGGAGUAAGUAAAUUUCUUCAAUGAUUGAUUUGUUCCCUUGCCAUGGUGAUAUUUCGGUAGAGCAUCUUAUACUCGACCAGUUAAAUAUUAUGACCAAGUGUGAGACAGCAGUAGUAUUCAUAUUGAGUUUGUCUGUUUCUAUGGGAUAAAGAACCUGAAGUAGUAGAUAAUGCAUGCUUCAUGAGAAUUCUUGUGACUCUUCUAUCUUUUUCAUAAAUAGCGUUGGUUUUUAUAUGUUAGUGAUAGGGUCUUAGGUCUUUCGUUCUUUUUUUUUUGUGGAGUGGGGCUUUAGCUGUGUAGGACAAACGAUAAACAUAAAUGCCUUCGAUUUGAGCAAAACAAGGAUGACUUUUUCUGUGUUUACAUUAAAAAGUGAUUAGAAAAGCUUGAUUGAGGGAAUUUGUGAGAGGCUUAUGUUUAGAUCAUUUUUUGUUCAUUUAAUCACAGAAUGUUGUCAUAAACAGAAAUAGAUUAAUUUGUUGGAUAUGUGUAUGGACAUGCAUAUUUACUAAUGCACACAUUUGCAGGUUUGUAUUCAUAUGUUUGCAUGAUACUCAUGGCUCAAAUGGAAUUAAUCCGACUUUAUUAGUUAAUUAUCUUUCUACGAGAAAAGAUCAACACAAUGCUGUUGUGGAUAUGGUACUACUGCUGUUCAGCAUUUGAUCAUGAGAGGUAUAUUGAAAACUGGGAAUAGAUUUUAUAAAAGAUUAAAUGUGGGGAACAUUUUCAAUCAUUGAUGAGAUUACUUGAUCAAAAGUCCAACACUUUUUCCGAGUCCUUUACUUAAGAAUUUCUUCUUUUUCUGGUACUUGAGAUAACUGGCACUACCUAGGUUUAAGGUGAUUGCUAGCAUCAUCCCUUUGGUCUCACCAGGUGAAUUUGGCCGAUCAAUCCUGCAAGGUAAUUAUUUCGGGAAUGAAGCUUGUUUAUGUUUCCUGAGUUUGUUUUAUGGUUUAUGUAACUCUUCUUUUUCUCGUGUAGAGUUGAAGUGUUAGUAACUAGUCGACAGUAAUUAGCUUCUUUGGAAUUUGUUUUUUGGUUUGAAAUUUUUGUACGGAAGACCGGUUGAACAUUGAGGGGGUCACAAAAUCUAACAGUAUUUACUUUAAAUUUCUGAUCGACAUUAACUCGGUUUAUAAUGUUUUUAAUU